CUGUAAUCUUAACCUUUUGUUCAAUACAAGGAAAUAAACAUACUUAGUAUUCGAAAUUCUGAACAAACAGAUGCCAGAUAAAAUUAUGAAGCUUUUCAACUUUAUCUGUUCCUGUUAUCGCUACUUAUUGCUUGGUAACCAUUUGAAGUCUGGGACUUCUUUCCUAAGUGCCGUUUUUUUGUCUUGUAUUUACUGUUCGCUUAUGCAGUGUUAUAAGUUAAUCACUAGAUUGUGAUGUUCAGUAGUUUUUGCAAGAUGUGACAAAAUGGGUAUGUUCUUUUCUUUCAGACGCAGGUCGAUGGAAAAGAACUGGCAAGCGUCCGCUCAAGUGGCUCUUGACGAUACGGAUGCGGAAGAGUUAAAUAAAGGCACACAAGAUUUGUUUGAAUUGCUCGAGAGGCUGCAAAAAAGUCGACUUGAUGACCAAAGAUGUGUUUUACCAUCUUCUUUGCAAUUGCCAAUAUCAGGUGCCGAGUCUCAUCAUGUGGAAGAUCAGCAGCUGACCGCGGAAGUAGCAAGGAGUGACAGUGAUUUGCUGCGAAAGGUUCUUGAGAGUGAUGGACCUUAUCCAAUGAUUCUAUUGCCUCCAUCUGGUGGUUAUCGGUUAGAUGCAGAAGAAAAUGUGCAUGAUUUAGAAAAGAAAACUGAUGAUGCUGUUUCAUCUGAAUUGCCUACUACUAUUCCUAGUUCUUCCACUUUACUUGAAAUUGAUGAAACUGCUACUCUGUACCGCAGACAUUUUUACAAUAUGGAACAUUAUAAUUUUAUUAUGAAUGAUAGCAGUGUCGGCCCUAUAGUCAUGUCUGUUAAAUAUGAAAAGAUAAACUCUCAAGAGCAUCUGCGGAUUAUUUUACGACGAAAGCAUGAUAUAAUCAGUCAUGUGAUUCCUUUAACUUUUGAAAAUGAAUCUCUUCAAGCCCUAAAAAUUGCUAAAAUUUUAUGCGAUGACAUUACAGCAGAAAAAUUCUUUGCUGUGUUAUUUCCUAAGGCUUCUGAGCUUAUUAUGGCUUUUGAUGAACAUGGUUUAGUGAACAAAAUGAAGUUUGGUGUGAUAUAUCAAAAGCCUGGUCAAACAACUGAAGAAGAAAUGUUUGGCAAUGAAGUGCACAGUAAAGCAAUGGAAGAAUUUUUGCAGCUGUUAGGUGAAAAAAUAGAACUAAGAGGAUUUACUGGUUUUAGGGGAGGCUUAGAUACCCAUGAUGGUUUAACUGGUGACUAUGCAUUUUACACACAGUUCCAGGGUGUUGAAAUAAUGUUUCAUGUUUCAACUCUGCUUCCAUAUUCUCGACAUGACCCUCAGCAGCUUCAAAGAAAACGGCAUAUUGGCAAUGAUGUUGUUGCAGUUGUAUUUCAAGAUGAAAAUACACCAUUUAUGCCCAGCAUGAUAGCUUCGCAUUUUCUUCAUACAUUCAUUGUAGUCCAAGUUAUAGAUCCAUUAUCUUCUAAUACCAGGUAUAAAGUGUCAGUUACUUUUAGAGAUGAUGUUCCUGCUUUUGGUCCUCAAUUGCCCAGUUCUCCUGUUUUCAAGAAGUCUGAAGAAUUCAGAGCAUUUUUUUUAACUAAACUCAUCAAUGCUGAAAUAGCAUCUUUAAAAGCCAAGAAAUUUGUUAGUCUUGAAAGGAGGACUAGGAAUUCUCUCCUACAAGCACUUCAUGACAAUCUUCUUGAAAGAACAUUGGACUUUUGUGGAUUUUCUAUUCCAUCUGAUCAUAAUAAAUCUGAAAUUGGUACUAGUUCAGGUUUCUUUGAUUCAGUUAGAAAAGCAUUAAGUGGGCGCAAUCGUAGUCAUUCUGUUGAAUCAAAUUUGGCCCAUGCUACACCAAAACGAUCAUCUUCAAGAGCUAGUAAUAGCAGUUUAACUGGAACCUUAACUGGAGAUACAACACCUUCUACAGUAAGGGCUCAGAGCUCUCAAAUCAUAGAUUCAUCUUCAUUGCAAAGUUCAUUUAAUAGAGAUUCUCCAAAGGAUGAUAUUGAUCCAAGUUAUAGUGGUCAUUUGAGAUUUGGAAAAAGGACAAAUAGCAAUCCUGAAAAUUUUCUGCCAAGUUCAGGCACUUCACCUUCUUUGCAGCCUACAAUGAGUGAGUCAGAUUCCUCCAGCAUGAAUAGUUUGGAACUAGAAAGACCUAUAGCUCCUGAAGAUUCAGACACUGGAAGUAAUACAGAAGUACUAGUUCAAGACAUUUUGCCUGCUGAAGUAUGCGAGCAUGAAAUCACCAAAUUAAAAAUAGAAAAGUUGAAUUUAUUGAAAGAAAUAUCUGUGUGUCAAAUGGAGAUGAAAAGACUGAAAGCUAAUGAAAUAAGGUUGUCAGCAGAAUUGUCAGUCAUGAAGCAAGAAAAUAAGCGAUUAACAGAAGCAUUACUGAGAUUACAAGUUGCACAUGACACGAUUGUGUGAUAGUUUUUUUUUUUUUUUUUAGCUUAAAAAUAUUGACAUGAGUGACCCACUGAAAAUUUUCAGACUGCCUACUAUGCUUACUAUGAUUAGCAUAGUAGCAUAGUUUAUUCUAGCAUUCCUGUUAAUAAUAUCAUGUGUAAAUGUUGUAGUUAUGUAGAGUUUUCUUAUUUUUCACCACGUUUGACAAGCAGAAACUGAAAAAUGCUUUCUAUGUUUAGAGUGCAAUAACUGUAUUUUUUUCAAGUUAAUAUACUGUUAAUUUGUUUGGAAAUGCUGAAAUAUUAGAAAUUGUCUUUUCAGUUACUCAGAUAUUUUGAAGUUCAUAAUGACUUGUUUACAUGUUUCUCUACGCAUAUGCAUUUAAAUGUAGAUAAGUUCACUGGCAGCCAUUUCCUGUUCUUUCCUUGUUAAUUUUAAUUUUUUUCAUCAAAACAUAAUUACUGUAUUUUAUUAAAAUAUGACUAUAGUUGUUAACCUUUUAGAAAAUUUUAUAUUAUCAUACAAGUGUUGAGACACUAAUAUUGUGUUAUGAAAAUUUUAAAUAAUUUUGUUUACUUUUAAAGCUUUUUGUAUGUUAUUUUAUGUGUCAUCCUAGAACCAUAUUUAUAUUUUCUAGAAUGCAGUGUGUCACAGUGAUAGUGAUUUCAUUUUACAUGUUUGAUUAUGUCUUUAAUGUUAAUUUAAAAAAUCAGUUUUUCAUUGAACUUUUUAACCUUUUACUAUCUGAAUUUUUUAUGCGCUUUCGUUUUCUGCCAAACAAUAUAAAAAUAUUUGUAACUUUGUUAAAUAUUGUUAAUAAUUUAGUAUCUGUGGUUAGUACAUUAUAGUUAAUAUUUUGGAUUAGAAUUGGUAAAUUUAUUGUUCAUAUGUAAACGAAAUAUCUUUUCUAAAAUUGGGAAAAUACCAGUCAGUAACUACUAUAUAAAAUUGCAAGGCUGAUUAAUGAAUUAUUAAAAUUGAUAAUAUUCUCUCUUGUUCUUGUGAUGCACACAUUUUGACAACUCUUUGAGGCAUUUGAGCUGUUUUUAAUUGUAAUAAAAAUUGUAGCUUUUGAACUGUUAUACGCAUAUAAAUAUAUGUGUAUAACAGUUGGAUCAACUGUUCUUAUUAAGCUCUAGUUUUGUAUUUCUUUUGUGUGAAUUAACUUUUGCAUAUUCAAGAAGAUUUUGAGUUACUUAAAUUUAAUUGUAAAUACAUGUGUGAUAACCAGUGUUGCUUCUCAGCUGCAUGAGAUUUUUGUGAACUUGCGCAGGUGCUUUUAUUCCUCAAGCACAUAAUGAGAGAUCAAAUACAAGACACCUAUGAUGAUUCAAUUAAUGCACUACACGACUAUAUUUUCUGCUUUAAGGGAAGGAAAAGCUUCUGUAAGAAAAAUUGGAGGCAACAUUGAUUGUAAUUUCAUUGGUUGCAGUUGCUGUCAAAGUUACUUAAACUUUAAAAGAAUUCAUACAGAAUUGUCAAAAAUCACGAGUAGAUCUGAAAAGAAAAAUGGUGUAUGUAGUUUUUUAAAAAGUAUGUUUGUUUACUGAAUAGCAUAUACCAUAAAAAUUAAAAUUAACCAUAUGUAAGCAUGUGUAUAAAAAAUGUGUGGAUUUUUUUUUUAGUCUAUUUGAGGCUUUUAUUGAAUUUUUUGGCUUCCUUGACUGGCAAUGUAUUGCUUUCAGUGUCAAUAAGAAUACAUCGUCUUAUAUUAAUAAUACAAGAAAAGGAAAAUUGAACUAUAUUUGCAUAAUAUUGGCUAUAAUGUCAAUAAUUAUAAGAUUGUAUGGUUGAAAUAAUUUUAUUGCAAAUGAGCUUACUAAAAAACGUGCUUAUACUGAUAAAUGUGACUUUUAGUGUCCAAGCUAUCAGCCUUUCUUCUGGUUUUUUAGUUACACUUCUAUAUGAACAAUGCCCAUUAUUUUUUAAACAUGUUGUUGUUAAGAACAUUACUCAUUAAAAUAACUAGUCAAUAUGCUAUACAUAGUGAUUUAAGUAAGGCUUAUUCUUUUGUUACUAUUUUACUGGUACUCAUUAUUCAGAUUAAUGAUAAUAUUCUUUUAAUUUGUUUUUAUGUGAAGUUUGCACUUAGUAAUGUGCCACUUCUUUGCAAUUACUGAUUAUUUCAUUUGCCACUUAUUAACUUGCCUUUCCAUAUCUAGUCCAGAGAUUAAACCCAUCCAUUUGUAAAGAGGGAAAUGUUACACGACGUAUAUUUAUAAAAAUAUUUAUAGUAUACUAAAGAAGGAUAAUGUAUCUCAGGGAAAGAAGAGAGGAAUUACAUCACUUUGGAAAUUAAAGUGUAAAAAUUUUUAUUUAAUACUGAUAUUCUUACUAGUAUAUUUUUAAAUCUUAGAAAAAUGUAUUUGUUUUCAAGAUAAACAUAAUUGCAUCCAUUUUGAAACUACUUCUGUUACUUUGGAUAUUCUCUGUAUUGACUUAAGGGAGGGAAGAAGAUAUUUUUGUUACAAUAGCAAUUAUUCUAAUAAAAUUUUCUUAAAAUAGCUAACUUUAUAUGGUUCUAUAUAUAUUUCUGUUGUAUUUAUGAAUGUAUUGUAUAAACGUAUAUCUGCUGUUUUCAGAUACAUUCUUCCAAUGUUUUCACUUUUCCAGUGCAAUCUGUAUGUUUCUGUGCAAUCUUACUUAAAAAAUUCUGCACUGUUUUAGUUGUGGAAACUCAUCUUUUGCAGUCUAAAAUUAUAGUUAUGAAGUUACUGUAUUUUAUACUUCUAGUUGCUAUAUUUUAGUUAAUAUUUAUUAUAUGGAGAUUUCAGUUUGGUAACUUAAACUCAUAUAUUUUUUAUUUCAAACUGGUAAGUUUUUAGUCCUUUGAAACUUUGAUUAAUUUAUUUCAUAAUUUGCAUACAUUUCUGAAUUAUCAUAGGUUAUGCAACUUUCAAAAGCCAUUUUUCAUUUAAUAUUAUGCGAGAUGCAAAAUAUGUAAAACUAGUUACUUGCAUCUGAUUUACAUAUGCUAUGUUUAAAAAUAACUUGCAAUUUUAAAUUCAUUUUUGUUUUUCCCCCCCCUAAUGAAAAAUUUUGAUUUUUAGCAUGCAUCUAUAGCACAAAAAUUUAAUGCUCCUGUUGAUUAGAAUUUCAGGUGUUUUAGCUUGAGAGGAAUAGAAACAGUGUUUUUUAGCUCUUGUAUUCAUUGCACCUGAUUCUGUUUUACUUUUCUCUUUUUAACACUGAGCAAGGUAUACAUAUAUAGCAAAAAUGCUUUAUGUGUUGAUAUGGUGCUACACAAGACUAACAGUAGUGUGUAUGAAGCUGAUCAGUUGCACAAUAUUUUCUUUUAAUUCUGUUCAUACUGAAAUACUUUCAGAAUGUUUGCAAAAAAAAAAAAAAAAGAAAA
Messenger RNA from Stegodyphus dumicola, 5732 nucleotides. Its product is annotated as rap1 GTPase-activating protein 1-like. The record is from RefSeq and is a predicted model, not a curated record. NCBI's taxonomy places the organism in Eukaryota, Metazoa, Arthropoda, Arachnida, Araneae, Eresidae. Gene Ontology annotation, molecular function: protein binding; GTPase activator activity. Gene Ontology annotation, biological process: regulation of small GTPase mediated signal transduction; endocytosis. Gene Ontology annotation, cellular component: cytoplasm.